Molecule: messenger RNA, 2188 nt
Organism: Poeciliopsis prolifica (blackstripe livebearer)
Lineage: Eukaryota; Metazoa; Chordata; Actinopteri; Cyprinodontiformes; Poeciliidae
Product: rab GTPase-activating protein 1-like
Exons: 9
Coding region: 921-1955 (344 amino acids)
Source: RefSeq, a predicted model, not a curated record
CCCCCUCAGUAAACUCAAACACAGAAGUGAAAAUCAACAAGAGAAGUGAGACUUGGGGGACAGAAACAGUGGCUUUCUCCUGGAGAGAAAUGACAGACUUCACAGUCAAAUGGCGAGAUUAAGAGAAACUCACGUUAAGGUGGGACUUUGGAGCAUGCAGGAUCAAAGUGGGGGCUGCGUGCAGGUGGAGCGGCGCAGCAGAGACUUCCCUGUUGUUCUGCGUUGGUAUGCGUCGCCUCACCUGCCGGGCCUGUUUGCUCUCCGGUCUGGUUGCUCAGCCCAUGACAAUAAUAGAGCCACCGCACCAACACCCCCUGGGAAAAAUAUCACAGAUGCCACAUCAUUUACUUCUUACACGCACGGCGGGUUUGACUUGACAAGUCUAGCAGGUUCACACGGCAUCAUGUCAGAGUGUGAAUAAAAGGGGAAGGAGGGGAAACUAAGUGCAUGUGAAAAAAAACUAUUAUUUUUUUUCCUCCUUAUCCCUAUAUGAAUGCUUUUUAAACCAUUUAACUGGGCUAAAUGGACAUUUGCAGGUCGUAAACAGCUGGGAUUUGUGCGUCAGAGAAGAGGACAGAUGAGAUAAGAAAUGUAAACACAAUGGUGGGUGUGUCCAAGGCUGUCUUUCCUUUCACACACUCUCAGGUCAUAUAUAAACCCUGCUGAACUUGGUGCUGCCCACACACACUGUGACACACCUGCGCACUUGACCUGUCUGGUGUUGCUGUGUGAAGAUUUCUCACAUUUGGACUGCAAACAAAGUUUCUUUCCUUCCGGGAAUCGUGGACUUCAACCUCACCUCUGGCCUAUUAAGAGGCCAGAGGUGAGUCUUCAGAGCAAAAUAAAAACUACGGGAAGCGUUGUGACUGUUGGGGUCAGUUUGGGCGGGAGACGGCCGGGCCGACGGAAAUCCGGGCGCGAUGAUGCAGGAGGUGUCCAUGGUGACGGCCUGCGAUGCCAACGCCAUAGAGCAGAUGAGUGAAGAGGAGAUCCUCGCCUGUCUGGUUGCUGACACGGGGCCUACGUUCAACGUCCCCACGAAGAAAGUGAAACUCGGGGAAAGUCGGCUUCAGAUCAUGGACGAUGACCCUGUGGACAAAUACUUGAAAGAAAACCGGCGGCUCCAGCAGGCCAGCCUUCGCCUGGAGCAGGAAAACGAUAGCUUGGCCCACAGACUAAUCACCAGCAAGGUUGCUUUGAGGAAUUGUCUAAACGAGGCAGAAGACAGAGUAGAUGAGCUAACCAAAGACCUUCUUAAGAUCCAACAUCGACUGCAGGCAACUGAAGAUGAGAAAAGAGGCAAAGAGGAAGAAGCUGCCAUGCUGAAGGAAGUGUUUCGGAGAGAGCUGGAGAGGGCCGAGCAGGAGAUUAAAAAGUCGUCCGGUAUCAUCUCCGACUACAAACAGAUCUGCUCUCAGCUGACGUCUCGUCUGGAGAGGCAGGAAGCCGCCCACAGAGAGGAGUUGGAUGCACUCAAGAGCAAAGUAGAGACUUGCUCCCAGUGUCGACACGUUGCAGAAUCCAUCCCCGCAGGUCACAGCGCAGACACGCCGGUGCGAGUGGAGACCCAACCGGGCGGGCAGGAGUCCGACGAAAGCCCCCGACAGGAAGACGGGAACAGGAAGGACCAGGAGAAGGAGUGUCUGAAGGCCCAGAUCAGAGAGCUGGAGAAGGAGCUGGCCCAGACCAAGCUGCAGGUGGUGGAGGCCAACUGCAAGAUCCAGGAGCUGGAGCAUCAGCAGGGAGUCCUGGCCAACGAUCUCCAGGAAGCAAAACACAACUGGAUCAGCAAGGCCUUGACGUCGCUGCGGACCUCCGCGGGGGGACACCACAGCGUCGGCGUGCACAGAGAGGGCCUCCCCACCCUGAACUGGAACCUCCACAGCUCCUCCCUCUCAGGAUGGAUUCCUAAGAAGAUGUCAUGGUCUCACAAAGACAACACAGAAAACGUCUGAAUGGCUGGACCGCGUGUGUGUGCCGGCGACAUUCAUCAGGAGUCGAGAUGACAAACGCACAAACACGGACAGAGAGGUACCUGGGAGUACAGGCGAUGAUGUCACAGAGACUUUCCAUCAUUUUAAAUCUGCCAUAACUUGUGAAUAUUUGCAUAUUUUCUUCAUCUAAUGUCAAAUACAUCUUGAACUGUAAGAAAAAAAAAACAUUCAAUAAAAUUCUUGUGAGCUUCUUA